Molecule: messenger RNA, 835 nt
Organism: Hypanus sabinus (Atlantic stingray)
Lineage: Eukaryota; Metazoa; Chordata; Chondrichthyes; Myliobatiformes; Dasyatidae
Product: polyubiquitin-like
Exons: 2
Coding region: 325-792 (155 amino acids)
Biological process (GO): modification-dependent protein catabolic process; protein ubiquitination
Cellular component (GO): nucleus; cytoplasm
Molecular function (GO): protein tag activity; ubiquitin protein ligase binding
Source: RefSeq, a predicted model, not a curated record
UGGGCUCCUCCAGCAUGUUGUGUCUGUUGCUCUGGAUUCCCAGCAGCUGAGUUUCUCGUGUUUGAGGAACUCUGCGGGUCGGGCAAGUGGAGGGAAAUGCCUAGUCGUGGUUUCAGGCCGAGAGCUUCCAUCGCCAGGAAAGAUAGAGGGCGGGCGGGGGACUUCAUUGGAAAGUCGGAAUAUCCGCUGCAUAGUUCGGCUCCUCCCCCCUCCUUUAAGACCGGAUAAAAAGCCCUCGGCUGGGAUCGUUUCUGUGGGAUUAUUGCGUGGCUUGUUGAGAUAGUGCGUCAAACGUUCGUUAAUAUUGCGAAGUGACUUGACAAGAUGAGAGUUCAGGUGAAGUUUAUGACUGGUGAGGCUUUCGAACUUGAUGUCGACCCUUCCUUACAGGUGUCGACUCUCAAGAUGAAAAUCCAGCAAAAGACCAAAGUGCCCACUUUCCAACAGUGUCUGAUGGUACAAAAUGGUCAAAGUGUGGAGAUGCAGGACAACAGAAGCCUAAACUACUACAACCUCAACCCCAGCCCCACCGUGAUGCUGCUGGUCAGGAAAGAGGAACCCAUGCAGAUCUUCCUCCGGAAUGACAAGGGCAAAACAACGACCUAUGACGUGCUGCCCUCUGAGACCGUGCAAAAUUUUAAAGAGCGGGUCCGUCGGCAGGAGGGGGUCAGACCCGAGCAGCAGCGCCUGGUCUUUGGGAGUAACCAGUUGGAGGAUGGCCAGUUGCUCUCCGACUACAACAUCAAGCCUCAAAGCACCAUCUUUCUGCAACUCCGUCUUCGUGGAGGUUAAUUUAUCCUCUGACAGAAGUAUUAUCAAAAUAAUAAUAUUUAAA